CGCCGGCGGCGCAUGCUCCGUGGGCUCCCAGCCCCGCCGACUAGCGUCGGCGCGGGUCUCGGCUGCCCGAGGAGUCCCGGCCGGCCUGCGGGCAUGGCGGCCAGCCUGUGGAUGGGCGACCUGGAGCCCUACAUGGAUGAGAACUUCAUCUCCAGAGCCUUUGCCACCAUGGGGGAGACGGUGAUGAGCGUCAAAAUUAUCCGGAACCGCCUCACUGGGAUCCCAGCUGGCUACUGCUUUGUAGAAUUCGCAGAUUUGGCCACAGCUGAGAAGUGUUUGCAUAAAAUUAAUGGGAAACCCCUUCCAGGAGCCACACCUGCAAAACGUUUUAAACUGAACUAUGCCACUUAUGGGAAACAACCAGAUAACAGCCCUGAGUACUCCCUCUUUGUGGGGGACCUGACCCCAGAUGUGGACGAUGGCAUGCUCUAUGAAUUCUUCGUCAAAGUCUACCCCUCCUGUCGGGGAGGCAAGGUGGUUUUGGACCAGACAGGCGUGUCUAAGGGCUAUGGUUUUGUGAAGUUCACAGAUGAACUAGAGCAGAAGCGAGCCCUGACAGAGUGCCAGGGGGCAGUCGGACUGGGGUCUAAACCAGUGCGGCUGAGCGUGGCAAUCCCCAAAGCGAGUCGUGUGAAGCCAGUGGAAUAUAGUCAGAUGUACAGUUACAGCUACAACCAGUAUUACCAGCAGUACCAGAACUACUAUGCCCAGUGGGGCUAUGACCAGAACACAGGCAGCUACAGCUACAGUUAUCCCCAGUAUGGCUAUACCCAGAGCACCAUGCAGACGUAUGAAGAAGUCGGAGAUGAUGCAUUGGAAGACCCCAUGCCGCAGCUGGAUGUGACUGAGGCCAACAAGGAGUUCAUGGAGCAGAGCGAGGAGCUAUACGAUGCACUGAUGGACUGUCAUUGGCAGCCCCUGGACACAGUGUCUUCAGAGAUCCCCGCCAUGAUGUAGCAAGGACAAAGGAAAAGCCAGAAUGGACUAUGUGAGGGAUAUAAGAGACUCUUUUAAAAAAGAAAAAAAAAAAUUCCAAGAACUUUUACAUUUUUACGUUUUGUAAGAUUUUGGUAAUUGACUGUUUCCUGAGAUUAUGAAUAUUCCUGCAACACUUGUUGCCUUCGUUUAGAUAGGGAGCCCUUUGAUUUUAAAUGAAAAUCAAGGGGCCAACUGUUGAAGAGGACUGAUGGACAUGGUUCCAAUUUGUCCUUGAACAAUCAUUUAUCCAGUAGGGUUAUCUACCCUUGGAGAUAAGAACAGUUUGGAAUUAA
This is a messenger RNA of Equus quagga, 1271 nucleotides long. It is a transcript of the gene TRNAU1AP, whose product is annotated as tRNA selenocysteine 1 associated protein 1. The coding region runs from base 13 to 957 and encodes 314 amino acids. The record is from RefSeq and is a predicted model, not a curated record. NCBI's taxonomy places the organism in Eukaryota, Metazoa, Chordata, Mammalia, Perissodactyla, Equidae. Gene Ontology annotation, cellular component: nucleus. Gene Ontology annotation, biological process: selenocysteine incorporation. Gene Ontology annotation, molecular function: tRNA binding. The transcript has 9 exons.